Molecule: messenger RNA, 2535 nt
Organism: Notechis scutatus (mainland tiger snake)
Lineage: Eukaryota; Metazoa; Chordata; Lepidosauria; Squamata; Elapidae
Source: RefSeq, a predicted model, not a curated record
AGAGCCCUCGCUCUUUCCUCUCUUAGAUAAUCAUACGAAGUCUCCCUAUGUAAGAUAGCUGGCUUUCCCCGCUAGAUCUAGUAUAGAUUAAUGCUUGGCCAUCAUCAAAAGUGAAAGGAUGAUGCCCAAACCCAAGGGCUUUGAAUUUUGGAAAAACACACUGAGAGGGGCCCGUUUUGUUGUUGCUCCCAUGGUGGAUCAAAGCGAAUUGGCUUGGAGACUGUUAAGCCGCCGUCAUGGGGCCCACCUAUGUUAUACUCCUAUGCUGCAUGCUCAGGUCUUUGUCAGAGAUGCCAAUUAUCGUAAGGAAAACUUGUAUUGUGAAGUGUGCCCGGAAGACAGACCUUUGAUUGUACAGUUCUGUGCCAAUGAUCCAGAAGUGUUUGUUGAGGCUGCCUUGUUAGCUCAAGACUACUGUGAUGCAGUUGACUUGAAUCUGGGGUGUCCUCAGAUGAUUGCAAAAAGAGGUCACUAUGGAGCAUUCCUGCAAGAGGAGUGGGACCUUCUCCAAAGAAUGAUUGCAUUGGCUAAUGAAAAGCUCUCUGUACCUGUUACAUGCAAAAUCCGUGUUUUCCCAGAAAUUAGUAAAACUGUGAAAUAUGCUCAAUUGCUAGAGAAAGCUGGUUGCCAGCUUCUAACUGUACAUGGGCGCACUAAAGAACAGAAGGGACCUCUUGUUGGUGUGGCUUCCUGGGAACACAUACAGGCUGUGAGAAAGGCUGUAAAAAUACCUGUUUUUGCAAAUGGGAACAUUCAAUACCUCAAAGAUGUGGAACGGUGUAUUCAGAAGACAGGAGUUCAGGGCGUGAUGAGCGCAGAGGGCAAUCUUCAUAAUCCCGCUUUAUUUGAAGGAAGAAAUCCUGUCGUCUGGGAGGUGGCUGAGGAAUACCUAGAAAUAGUACAGCAAUAUCCUUGCCCGUUGUCCUAUGUCAGAGCUCAUCUCUUCAAGCUUUGGCAUCACACGUUGCAGGUUCACCAGCAGUUACGUGAUGAAUUAGCAAAAGUGAAAACACUGGAAGGACUCUUGGCUGUCAACAGGGAGCUGAAGUUGCAUUGCCAGGAAGAAAUAGCGCAUUUGAAGGAAGAAGAGAAGCCAAAGGGAGGAUUACCUUUCUUUCACUGGAUUUGUCAGCCAUACCUAAGACCAGGGCCCAAGGAAAUGUGCAACAAAAUUGCCCCAUCUCACAUAGAAGGAACUACUCGGGGGAAACGAGCUCUGGAGGAAGAAGAAGAUGGGAACUCCGAUUCUCUCUCAAAAAACAAACAAAAGAAGAAGUUAAGGAAUCCCAACAAAAGCUUUGAUCCUUCAUUAAAACCUAAAUAUGCAAAGUGUGAUCAGUGUGGAAAUCCAAAGGGUAACAAGUGUGUAUUUAAUCUGUGUCGAGGCUGCUGUAAGAAAAGAGCUUUCAGAGAGACAGCAGAUUGUCCUGGUCACGGUCUGCUUUUUAAAACCAAACACGAAAAGUCUAUUUUGUGGAAGAGUGGCCAAUCUCAUAUGGAAAAUAUUAAGCGGACAACACAACAAGGCGAGGUGGAGGAAGCAUUGUUGCUUAAAGAAGCUAUCAAUGGUGUGGCAUGAAACCUUGGAAAGCCCUCCUGGAUCUUCUGACUACCCUCCCCUCCCUCCCUCCCUGGGCCAAAGAAACCUCUGCUUCCAGAACACAGCUGUUGACACCACAAGGCCUGUUUUAAAAUUAAUGACAAAUUUUACUUAAGAAAAAGUUACUUUCUCAGGGAAAUGUCCUGUAAUGGAAAUAAAAGGAUGCAAUUAAAGUUUUCAUGCCAUGUUGAAAAGACUUCAAAGACUGAGCCAGAAUACUGGCCUUACAAUGCUGCAUUGGAGACAUCUCUAAAGAUACGACCUGCCUGUUUUAAACUUUAUGUAUGGUUUUAAAAUUGGCAAAUAAAUCUUUUAUAAAAGCAGUUCUCUGGAAUAUUAUAACUAAUACAAUUAAGGUACAGUAUGUAUGAAAAAAAAAGGUUUAUUUGAAGCUGGCAUUGGGCACAGGCAGGAUGAUAGUGUAAAAAGACAGUAAAACUCAAAAGAGGGAAGGCAUAAUCAACAGGGUAAUGGACUAUUGGAUUUAGAUUUUUAUAGCUUCAUAAAAAUAGUGUGGCUGCAACUAUGCCUUUGUUGGAAAACUGCAAAUCAGCAAGUCAAGUGAUGCCAAGAAUGAAAGAAGCACAUUAUGUGUUUCAUGCUGAUUUUGAACAGUGAAAAGACAAUAUUUCUACUACUGGGACAGAGGUGGAUAAUCUAUGGCUCCUGACCUAACUUGGUAUUGCUGUUAGCCUGAUUUCAACUUCCUUUUUAAGAUCCUGUAAGGAUAGCUAGUUGUUCUUACCUUGCAAUCUGUUAGUCCAGAGAGAAAAUAAGAAUUUCCACUGAAACUUAGCUUGGUCCUAGCUUACUUGCCCAACUUUGGAUACCUCCAGUGGAUUAUCCCUUAAGAGAUGUGGCUCCUGGAUAAAGGAUCACUCACCUCUGUGGAUGGUAUAUUAGAGCGGGUUAUACACAUCAUAAAGCACAUUGAC